Ipomoea triloba (trilobed morning glory) is the source of this 2131-nucleotide messenger RNA. RefSeq names its product UDP-glucose 6-dehydrogenase 1. NCBI's taxonomy places the organism in Eukaryota, Viridiplantae, Streptophyta, Magnoliopsida, Solanales, Convolvulaceae. Gene Ontology annotation, biological process: glycosaminoglycan biosynthetic process. The record is from RefSeq and is a predicted model, not a curated record. Bases 411 to 1853 code for a protein of 480 amino acids. The transcript is spliced from 2 exons. Gene Ontology annotation, cellular component: nucleus; cytosol. Gene Ontology annotation, molecular function: UDP-glucose 6-dehydrogenase activity; NAD binding.
UCAUCUGCACGCCAUGUAUGCAUAUACAGAUUGGUGUUAUAUGUGAUCUUAGUAGUAAGAAUGGAAUUGAUAUUGAUUUUAAAUGUGUGUUUUUAAUGUCAAAAUCAUGGCUUUUGGGGGAUUGUUUUUGUUUUAUGUGUGAUUGUUUAUAGGUCUAAGCUGUUGAUCUCCCGUCGGCUGCGUAAUCGCUGUGUGUGAUUCUAGGAUUUUCCCUAGAUCUUCCUGUGUAGUGUUUGAUCCGGAAGUUUUCAGGCAGAGUUCGGUAGUUUUUGAAUGUGAGUGCAAUGAUGCUUGAUCUGGCUGGAACUUGUUCGGGAUUGUAAUGUAUUGAGACUUUUAGGAUGGAAACGCGUGUUCAUUAAAUAAUGGAAUGAUUCACGUCUUGUGGAAUACUCACAGCUUAGAGCAAAAUGGUGAAGAUUUGUUGUAUUGGUGCUGGAUAUGUUGGGGGCCCCACCAUGGCUGUCAUAGCGCUCAAAUGCCCUAACAUUCAAGUAGCAGUUGUGGAUAUCUCUGUGCAACGGAUCAAUGCCUGGAACAGUGACCAGCUCCCCAUCUACGAGCCAGGUCUUGAUGAUGUAGUCAAAGGGUGCCGAGGCAAGAACCUCUUCUUCAGCACGGAUGUGAACAAGCACGUAUGUGAGUCCGAUAUAGUCUUUGUUUCUGUCAACACUCCUACCAAGACACGAGGUCUUGGAGCAGGCAAGGCUGCAGAUUUGACAUAUUGGGAGAGUGCAGCUCGCAUGAUUGCUGAUGUUGCAAAGUCUGAUAAAAUAGUUGUUGAGAAAUCAACUGUUCCAGUAAAAACUGCUGAGGCUAUUGAAAAAAUAUUGACCCACAACAGCAAGGGAAUUAACUUCCAGAUCCUCUCAAAUCCUGAAUUUCUUGCAGAAGGUACUGCAAUCCAAGACCUAUUUAAUCCUGACAGGGUCCUCAUUGGAGGUCGGGAGACCCCAGAAGGCAAUAAGGCAGUCAAGGCACUCAAGGAUGUCUAUGCCCACUGGGUGCCUGAAGACCGCAUCCUCACCACCAAUUUAUGGUCCGCUGAGCUCUCAAAGUUGGCAGCCAAUGCCUUCCUGGCACAAAGAAUAUCUUCAGUAAAUGCAAUGUCAGCUCUAUGUGAGGCUACUGGAGCAGAUGUUACGCAGGUGUCAUAUGCUGUUGGUAAGGACACAAGGAUUGGUCCUAAGUUCCUGAAUGCCAGUGUUGGUUUUGGCGGUUCUUGCUUCCAGAAGGAUAUCCUGAACUUGGUUUACAUCUGUGACUGCAAUGGCCUUCCUGAAGUGGCUGAGUACUGGAAACAAGUAAUCAAGAUCAAUGACUAUCAGAAGAACAGGUUUGUUAACCGUGUUGUUGCAUCUAUGUUUAAUACUGUCUCAAACAAGAAGGUCGCUAUCCUUGGUUUCGCUUUCAAAAAGGACACAGGUGAUACUCGCGAGACCCCUGCCAUUGAUGUUUGCCAGGGCCUAUUGGGCGACAAAGCUCAGCUAAGCAUAUAUGACCCCCAGGUUAACGAGGACCAGAUCCAAAGAGACCUCACAAUGAAGAAGUUCGAUUGGGAUCACCCCCUGCAUCUCCAGCCAAUGAGCCCCACCGCAGUGAAGAAAGUCAGCGUGGUUUGGGAUGCCUACGAGGCAACAAAGGACGCUCAUGCCGUCUGCAUUCUCACCGAGUGGGAUGAAUUCAAGAAGCUCGACUACAAAAGAAUAUACGACAACAUGCAGAAACCCGCCUUCAUCUUUGAUGGCAGAAACAUUGUUAAUGCGGAGAAGAUGAGAGAGAUUGGCUUCAUUGUCUACUCCAUUGGUAAGCCGCUGGAUGCUUGGCUCAAGGACAUGCCUGCCGUCGCUUAAACACAUCACAUACAUUGUUUGAGCAACUUUUUUGUCGGACCAGAGAUUAUAGUACUGAUCCACAGUCAGCUGGGAUUCUUUGGUUUUUUCCCCUUCAUUCAGCUCAGUUUUCUCUUAUUUGCCUUUCAUCUAGUUGGCUUUUCAGAAAGCCAUAUAUUUGUUCGAUUCAUAUAUAAGGUCAUAAGUUUUACACAUGCUAUUGUUAUUGUCUUAUGACACAGUUGGAUGAAUUCAGUUAUUUCAAGGGAAAUCAUUGACAUCAAGGUUUAUUUUUAGUA